GAGAUCUGCUCCAUGACUUCCUCUCACAAACCACCGCACAUCAUACAGACAGACAGAGGGACAGGAAGUGGACAGCUGAUGCUAAUUUACUGCAUCAUCUCCUCCCUCGCGCGCCAUCCAAUGAGAGACGAUUUCUACAGUGCGUUGGAUUUCGCCGUCUCAAACACACACACACACACACACACACGCAGACCCAGUCUACUCCGCACGCAGAUUCACCACGAGCAUCUGCGUGUGAAAGCGAACCAUGGCCGACGGAGGAGAAGGAGAGGAUGAAAUCCAGUUCCUGCGAACUGAUGAUGAGGUGGUCCUACAGUGCUCAGCUACGAUUCAUAAGGAGCAACAGAAACUUUGUCUGGCUGCUGAAGGCUUUGGAAACAGACUCUGCUUCCUUGAAUCCAUCUCCAACUCCAAGAAUGUGCCUCCAGAUCUGUCCAUCUGCACUUUUGUCUUGGAGCAGUCACUAUCAGUACGAGCCCUUCAGGAGAUGCUGGCCAGCACAGAGGACAAGGCUGACGGGACGGCCCAGGGUGGUGGUCAUCGCACCUUACUGUAUGGACACGCUGUCCUGCUGCGACACUCCUAUAGUGGAAUGUACCUAUGCUGUCUGUCAACCUCCCGCUCAUCCACAGACAAACUGGCUUUUGAUGUGGGAUUGCAGGAAGAUACCACAGGCGAGGCUUGCUGGUGGACCAUCCAUCCAGCAUCAAAGCAGCGUUCAGAAGGAGAGAAGGUUAGAGUGGGAGAUGAUCUCAUCCUGGUCAGCGUCUCCUCUGAAAGAUAUCUGCAUCUGUCCUAUGGCAAUGGCAGUCUCCAUGUAGAUGCAGCCUUCCAGCAGACUCUGUGGAGCGUGGCUCCCAUCUGUUCUGGCAGUGAAGUAGCACAAGGUUUCCUGAUAGGAGGAGACGUCCUUCGCCUCCUUCACGGUCACAUGGACGAGUGUCUAACUGUUCCAUCUGGGGAACAUGGAGAUGAGCAGAGGAGGACAGUGCACUAUGAGGGGGGAGCGGUGUCCAGUCAUGCCCGAUCCCUGUGGAGGCUGGAGACACUGCGGGUUGUGUGGAGUGGGAGUCAUAUCCGCUGGGGUCAGCCAUUCAGAUUGAGACAUGUGACCACAGGGAAGUAUCUGAGUCUCAUAGAAGACAAAUCUCUGCUGCUGAUGGACAAAGAGAAAGCUGAUGUCAAGUCUACUGCCUUCUGCUUCAGAUCCUCUAAGGAAAAGUUGGACCCUGGUGUGAAGAAGGAGAUGGAUGGGAUGGGUGUUCCUGACAUUAAGUAUGGUGACUCCGUGUGUUACAUCCAACAUGUUGACACCUGCCUUUGGCUCACAUACCAGACUGUUGAUGCAAAGUGUGCACGCAUGGGGGGAGUACAGAGAAAGGCCAUCAUGCACCAUGAGGGCCACAUGGACGACGGGCUGACGCUGUCUCGGUCACAACAUGAAGAGAGUCGCACUGCCAGAGUCAUCCGUAGCACUGUCUUUUUGUUCAAUACCUUCAUCAGGGGUCUGGAUACACUAAGAAAAAAGGGGAAGAGCUCCACUUUAGAUCUUCCAAUAGAUUCAGUCAGCCUGAGUCUGGAGGAUCUGAUUGGCUACUUCCAACCACCUGGAGAUCACCUGGAACAUGAAGACAAGCAGAACCGACUGAGAGCUCUGAAGAACCGUCAGAACCUCUUUCAGGAGGAGGGAAUGAUCAGCCUGGUACUGGAGUGUAUCGAUCGACUUCACGUCUACAGUAGUGCAGCUCAUUUUGCUGAGGCAGUAGGAAGAGAGGCAGGAGAGGCCUGGAGCUCCAUCCUCAAUUCACUCUACCAACUACUGGCUGCACUGAUCAGAGGAAACAGGAAGAACUGUGCUCAGUUUUCUGGUUCCUUGGACUGGCUGAUCAGUAGACUCGAGCGACUAGAGGCCUCUUCUGGUAUACUAGAGGUGCUUCACUGUGUUCUGGUGGAGAGUCCUGAGGCUCUGAACAUAAUCAAAGAGGGACACAUCAAGUCUAUUAUAUCUUUGCUGGACAAGCAUGGACGCAACCAUAAGGUUCUCGAUGUGUUGUGUUCGCUGUGUGUAUGUCACGGUGUAGCAGUGCGCUCCAACCAGCACCUGAUUUGUGACAACCUGCUGCCAGGAAGAGAUCUGUUACUGCAGACCCGCCUGAUCAACCACGUAAGCAGCAUGCGUCCAAACAUCUUCCUGGGCGUCAGUGAUGGCUCUGCUCAGUACAGGAGGUGGUACUACGAGCUCAUUGUGGAUCAGGCAUUGCCGUUUGUCACAGCAGAAGCCACUCACCUCAGGGUGGGCUGGGCCAGCACCAGUGGCUACGCACCCUACCCAAGUGGGGGAGAGGGGUGGGGAGGCAACGGGGUGGGUGAUGACCUCUAUUCCUACGGCUUUGAUGGGCUUCAUCUUUGGUCAGGCUGCAUUGCACGAACUGUCAGCUCCCCCAAUCAGCAUCUCUUGAGGUCAGAGGACGUAGUGAGCUGUUGCCUGGACCUCAGUGUGCCCAGUAUCUCCUUCAGGAUCAACGGCCAGCCAGUUCAGGGCAUGUUUGAGAACUUCAACUCUGACGGCCUCUUCUUCCCUGUGGCCAGCUUCUCGGCUGGGGUCAAGGUGCGUUUUCUCCUUGGGGGUCGUCAUGGGGAGUUUAAGUUCCUCCCUCCUCCGGGUUAUGCUCCUUGCUAUGAGGCGGUGUUGCCAAGGGAGAAACUGAAGCUGGAGGCCAGUCAGGACCAGACUGCUGCCAGAGACCUCUUGGGGCCCACCGUCACCUUGAGCCAGGCAGCAUUCACCCCCACACCUGUUGACACCAGCCAGAUUGUGCUGCCUCCUCACUUGGAGAGGAUCAGGGAGAAGCUUGCAGAAAACAUCCAUGAACUGUGGGUGAUGAAUAAGAUAGAACUGGGCUGGACCUACGGUGCAGUGCGAGACGAUAACAAGAGGCAACACCCCUGUCUGGUGGAGUUCUGCAAGCUUCCUGAACAGGAACGAAGCUACAAUCUACAGAUGUCUCUGGAGACUCUCAAAACUCUCCUGGCCCUGGGUUGCCAUGUUGGCCUGGCAGAUGAACACGCUGUAGAAAAAGUCAAGAGCAUGAAACUGUCACCAACCUACGAGUUGUCCAGUGGAUAUAAACCUGCUCCUCUGGACCUGAGUCACAUCAAACUGACCUCCACUCAGGAAGCCAUGGUGGACAAACUAGCUGAGAACGCACAUAAUGUCUGGGCAAGAGACCGCAUCCACCAGGGCUGGACCUAUGGCAUCCAACAGGAUGUGAAGAAUCGUAGAAACCCUCGUCUGGUCCCCUACACUCUGCUGGAUGAGAGAACCAAGAAAUCCAACAAAGACAGUCUGAGAGAGGCCGUCAGGACUCUGUUGGGAUAUGGAUACAACCUGGAAGCUCCUGAUCAGGACCAUGCAGCUCAGUCUGACCUCAACAACAUGUCUGCUGAGAGGUUCCGCAUUUUCAGAGCAGAGAAAACCUACUGUGUCAAUGCUGGGAAGUGGUACUUUGAGCUGGAGGUACUGACAGCAGGAGAGAUUAGGGUGGGCUGGGCCAGGCCAGGAUGCCUCCCGGACCAAGAGCUAGGAUCUGAUGACCAGGCCUUUGUCUUUGAUGGCUUCAAGGUCCAGCGCUGGCACCAGGGCAACGAGCACUUUGGGCGUGCCUGGCAGACGGGGGACGUAGUGGGCUGCAUGGUGGAUCUGAACGAACACACCAUGAUGUUCACACUCAACGGAGAAGUGCUGCUCGAUGAUUCUGGCUCUGAACUGGCUUUCAAGGACUUUGAAGCUGGUGAAGGUUUUAUCCCAGUGUGCAGUCUGGGUGUGUGUCAGGUGGGGAGGAUGAACUUUGGUAAAGAUGUCAGCACUCUCAAGUACUUCACCAUCUGCGGCCUGCAGGAAGGCUACGAACCGUUUGCUGUCAACAUGAACAGAGAUGUAACCAUGUGGCUCAGCAAGAGGCUGCCUCAGUUUGUACCUGUCCCCCCUGACCACCAACACAUAGAGGUGACAAGGAUAGAUGGGACGGUGGAGUCGUGUCCAUGUCUAAAGGUCACCCAGAGGUCAUUUGGCUCACAAAACAGUUACACUGACAUCACCUUCUACAGACUGAGCAUGCCCAUAGAGUGUGUAGAGUCCUUCUCCAGAUCCCAACCUAAUGGCAGCCUCUUCUCACCAAAGAGGGAGUUGGAGGACUUUGAAACGGUAUCAGACUUUGAGGUCCUGAUGAAGUCGUCUCAUGGCCACACUGGUCCCAAUGGACCUGAGAGAGAUGAAUUCAACAACCACAAAGAUUAUAACCAGGAGAAGCCAUCCAAGCUCAAACAACGGUUCAUGUUGAAGAGAAACAAACCAGACAACAGCUGCCCCUCAUCAGCUCGACUGUCAGAGGAAGUGAUGGCUGAUGACAGAGAUGACUAUGAAUUCCUCGUGCAGGCCUCCAUUCAUUACUACUCAGUGCGAAUCUUCCCUGGCCAGGAGCCCAGCAGUGUGUGGGUAGGCUGGGUAACCUCUGACUUCCAUCAGUAUGACCCUGGGUUCGAGCUGCACAAAGUCCGAACUGUGACUGUUACCCUGGGAGACGAGAAAGGCAAAGUUCACGAGAGUAUAAAGCGGAGUAACUGUUACAUGGUGUGGGCUGGAGAGAGCAGCAGUCCUGGUCAGGGGAGGAACAAUAAUGGCUUAGAGAUUGGCUGCCUGGUCGACACAACAAAUGGACUGCUGACUUUCACUGCCAACGGCAAAGAACUCAGCACAUAUUACCAGGUGGAGCCCAGCACUAAGCUGUUCCCUGCAGUCUUUGCCAAGGCCACCAGCCCCAAUGUCUUCCAGUUUGAACUAGGGCGAAUAAAGAAUGUGAUGCCUCUGUCAGCUGGACUGUUUAAGAGUGAGAGGAAGAACCCAGUUCCUCAGUGUCCUCCUCGGCUUCAUGUCCAGUUUCUCACUCCUGUUUUAUGGAGUCGUGUUCCCAACCACUUCCUCAAGGUGUCAACAUCCAGAGUGAAUGACAGACAUGGCUGGCUGGUCCAGUGUAAUGAACCUCUGCAGUUCAUGUCUCUGCAUGUACCUGAGGAGAACAGGUCGGUGGAUAUCCUGGAGCUGUCAGAGCAGAAGGACUUAUUAAAGUUUCACUACCAUACCCUCAGACUGUACUCUGCAAUCUGUGCUCUGGGAAACAACCGAGUGGCACACGCCCUCUGCUCCCAUGUAGACGAAGCACAGCUUCUGCAGGCUAUAGAGAAUAAGUACAUGCCAGGGUUGCUUCGUGCGGGCUACUACGACCUCCUUAUCGACAUCCACCUGAGCAGCUACGCAACAGCUCGCCUCAUGAUGAACAAUGAGUACAUUGUUCCCAUGACAGACGAAACAAAGAGCAUUACUCUGUUUCCAGAUGAGAAAAAGAAACACGGCCUGCCAGGCAUCGGCCUCAGCACCUCCCUCAGACCCAGAAUGCACUUCUCAUCUCCGAGCUUCGUCUGUGGGACUGGAUCACUGUACUGUAACAAUGGCAGCAGUGGAUCAGGGGACUGUUUCCAGUACAGCCCUGAAUUCCCCUUAGAUAUACUGAAAGUUAAAACCAUUGAGAUGCUGACAGAGGCGGUGAGGGAGGGAAGCAUGCACGUACGGGAUCCAAUAGGAGGCAGCACUGAGUUUCUCUUUGUCCCCCUCAUCAAGCUCUUCUACACCAUGCUCAUCAUGGGAGUUUUCCAGAAUGGAGAUCUGAAGAACAUCCUGCGACUGAUUGAACCAUCUGUGUUCUCUGAAAGACCAGGCCAGGAGGAGAUACACAUGGAGCUGGAGAUGGUGAAGGAGGUCGUGGCUGAGGGAGGAAGGGAGGAUGGACCGAGGAACAUGCCAAAAGAAGGACUGUUACAGAUGAAGUUGCCAGAGCCUGUAAAACUCCAGAUGUGCCAUGUGCUGCAGUACCUGUGUGACUGCCAGGUGCGACAUCGUAUCGAGGCAGUGGUGGCCUUCUCUGAUGACUUUGUGGCCUGUCUCCAAGACAACCAGCGGUUCCGCUACAAUGAGGUGAUGCUGGCACUCAACAUGUCUGCAGCUCUCACAGCCAAGAAGACAAAAGAGUUUAGAUCGCCUCCACAGGAACAGAUCAACAUGUUGCUGAACUUUAAGGAUGAGAAGCAGGAGUGUCCCUGUCCUGACUACAUCCGAGAACAGCUGCUCGACUUCCAUGAAGAUCUGAUGAGACACUGUGGUAUAGAGUUGGAUGAGGACAGAAGGAUAGACGGUGACAGUGACUUCACCAUCCGAGGUCGACUCAUAUCGCUUGUGGAGAAAGUGGCUUAUCUAAAGAAGAAGAUGGCCAUCCUGCCAAAGGAAAAAAAAGACAAGAAACCCAGUACACUACAGCAGUUGAUUUCAGAUACAAUGGUUCGCUGGGCUCAGGAGUCCGUUAUUGAGGAUCCAGAACUGGUCAGAGCCAUGUUUGUCCUGCUGCACCGCCAGUAUGAUGGCAUUGGAGGACAGGUGCGGGCUCUGCCUAAGACGUACACUAUAAACUCAGUAUCCAUCGAGGACACCAUCAACCUGUUGGCUGCUCUAGGUCAGAUCAGAUCUCUGCUGAGUGUCCGUAUGGGAAGAGAGGAGGAGAAACUGAUGAUCCGAGGGCUGGGUGAUAUCAUGAACAACAAGGUAUUUUAUCAGCAUCCUAACCUGAUGAGAGCUCUAGGGAUGCACGAGACUGUCAUGGAGGUCAUGGUCAACGUACUCAGUGGAGGAGACUCCAAGGAAAUAACCUUUCCUAAAAUGGUGGCCAACUGUUGUCGGUUUCUCUGUUAUUUCUGUCGAAUCAGUCGUCAGAACCAGAAAGCCAUGUUUGACCAUCUCAGCUACCUGCUGGAGAACAGCAGUGUUGGCCUCGCAUCUCCAUCCAUGCGAGGCUCUACUCCUCUUGAUGUGGCUGCAGCAUCAGUCAUGGAUAAUAACGAGUUGGCCCUGGCUUUGAGAGAGCCAGAUCUGGAGAAGGUGGUGCAGUACCUGGCUGGUUGUGGGCUGCAGAGCUGUGUGAUGCUGGUACGUAAAGGAUACCCUGACAUUGGCUGGAACCCUGUGGAGGGAGAGCGCUACCUGGACUUCCUACGCUUUGCUGUCUUCUGCAACGGUGAAAGCGUGGAGGAGAAUGCUAAUGUUGUGGUGAGGCUUCUGAUUCGCCGACCAGAGUGUUUUGGCCCUGCUCUUCGGGGUGAAGGUGGUGAUGGGUUGUUGGCAGCGAUGGAGGAAGCCAUUAAGAUCUCUCAGGAUUCCUCCAGGGAUGGUCCUUCUCCAACAUCUGAGAGCAGCAAAGCACUCAGUGACAUGCUGGAAGAAGAGGAAGAUGAUACCAUCCACAUGGGGAAUGCCAUCAUGACCUUCUAUGCUGCUCUCAUUGACCUGCUGGGUCGCUGUGCUCCAGAGAUGCAUCUGAUCCAUGCUGGUAAAGGUGAAGCAAUCCGUAUCAGAGCCAUUCUAAGGUCUCUCAUUCCCAUUGAGGACCUGGUUGGAGUCAUCAGCAUUCCAUUCUCCAUGCCCAGCCUAGCUAAAGAUGGGAUGGUGGUGGAGCCAGACAUGUCAGCUGGUUUCUGUCCAGAUCAUAAAGCAGCCAUGGUGCUGUUCCUGGACCGGGUCUAUGGUAUAGAGGACCAGAACUUCCUGCUCCACCUCCUAGAGGUUGGAUUCUUACCAGACCUGAGAGCUGCUGCCUCUCUGGACACUGUUGCUCUCAGUGCCACAGACAUGGCCCUGGCCCUCAACAGGUAUCUGUGUACAGCUGUCCUGCCUCUCUUGACUAAAUGUGCACCGCUGUUUGCGGGGACAGAGCCGUUUGCCUCACUGAUUGACUCCCUCCUCCACACGGUUUACCGCCUGUCCAAAGGCUGCUGCCUCACCAAGGCCCAGAGGGAUGCCAUAGAGGAGUGUCUGUUGGCUGUCUGUGGGAAGCUGAGACCCUCCAUGAUGCAGCAUCUGCUGAGGAGGUUGGUGUUUGACGUUCCCCUGCUAAAUGAACACACCAAGAUGCCUCUGAAGCUCUUGACCAAUCACUAUGAGCGUUGUUGGAAGUAUUACUGCUUGGCUGGAGGCUGGGGCAACUUUGGAGCUGCAUCAGAUGAAGAACUUCACCUCUCCAGGAAACUGUUCUGGGGAAUAUUUGAUGCUCUGUCUUACAAGCAAUAUGACCAGGAGCUGUUUAAGCUGGCGUUGCCUUGUCUCAGUGCUGUGGCAGGAGCUCUUCCUCCAGACUACAUGGAGUCUAACUACAUGGCCAUGAUGGAGAAACAGUCAUCCAUGGACUCAGAGGGAAACUUCACUCCACAGCCUGCAGACACUACCAAUGUGACUGUCCCAGAGAAACUGGACUAUUUCAUAACCAGAUAUGCAGAGCACAAUCAUGAGAAGUGGUGUAUAGAAAAGUUUUCCAAUGGCUGGUCAUAUGGGGAACAGAUAUGUGAAAUCAGCAAGAACCACCCUUUACUGAAACCAUACAAAGGCCUCUCUGAAAAGGAUAAAGAGUCAUACUGCUGGUCAGUCAGAGAGUCUCUGAAGACCAUGCUGUCAUGGGGCUGGAGCAUUGACAGGAUCAGAGAGGGUGACCCCGCCAGCCUCCAUAACAAGUCCAGGAGGAUAUCACAGGCUAGCCAGCUGUCAUUUGAAGGAGCUCCAGCUUUCAGCCCGAGACCCAUCGAUAUGAGCAAUGUCACACUGUCCAGAGACAUGCAGUCAAUGGCUGAGCUGCUUGCAGAGAAUUAUCAUAAUAUCUGGGCCAGGAAAAAGAAGAUCGAGCUGGAAGCCAAAGGUGGAGGAAACCAUCCCCUUCUGGUUCCGUAUGAUACACUGACUGCCAAAGAGAAAUCCAAAGACAGAGAAAAAGCACAAGACAUCCUGAAGUUCCUCCAGAUCAAUGGUUACACUGUGUCCAGAGGUGUGAAGUCACAGGAGCUGGACACUCCAGCUAUAGAGAAACGAUUUGCCUACACCUUCCUCCAGCAGCUCAUCACAUACGUAGACCAGGCCCACCAACACAUGCUGGAGUUUGAUCUAGGAACAAGACCGAAGGGAGAGAAGAUUCCUCAUGAACAGCAGAUUAAGUUCUUUGGAAAGGUUGUGUUGCCAUUGGUGGAUCAGUACUUUAAAAACCAUAGGCUGUACUUCCUGUCCACAGCCAUCCAUCCAAUCAGUAGUGGUGGCCACGCCUCCAACAAAGAGAAGGAGAUGGUGACCAGUCUUUUCUGCAAACUGGGAGUUCUUGUCAGACAUAGGAUAUCCUUGUUUGGUAACAAUGCCACAUCCAUAGUCAACUGUCUGCAGAUACUGGGACAAAGCCUGGAUGCCCGGACCGUGAUGAAGACUGGUCUGGAGUCAGUGAAGGCAGCUCUACGGUCAUUCUUUGACAGUGCAGCAGAGGAUCUGGAGAAGACACAGGAGAACCUGAAGCUCGGUCAGUUCACCCACAGCAGAGACCAGCCACGAGGUGUCACUCAGAUCAUCAAUUACACCACCUUCGCUCUGCUGCCUGUCCUCUCCUCCCUGUUCGAACACAUCGGACAGAACAUGUUUGGAGAGGACCUCAUAUUGGAUGAUGUCCAGGUCUCCUGCUACAGAAUCCUCAACAGCCUUUACUUUCUGGGAACCAACAAAAGCAUCUAUGUAGAAAGACAGCGUCCAGCAUUAGGAAAGUGUCUUGCUGCCUUCUCAGCAGCCUUCCCUGUUGCCUUUCUUGAGCCUCACAUCAAUAAGUUCAACAGCUUCUCCAUCUACAACAGCAAAGGAACUAAAGACAGAGGGGCUUUAGGUCUUCCGGGGCACGUUUGGGAGGUUUGUCCUGUUAUCCCAAACUUGGAGAAGUCUCUGGAGGAGAUCAUGGAGUUGGCAGAGUCUGGCAUGAGAUAUACUCAGAUGCCUCAUGUCAUGGAGGUGGUGUUACCCAUGUUAUGCAGCUACAUGUCUCACUGGUGGGAACAUGGACCAGAGAGCAAUUCAGACAAAGCUGACAGCUGCUGCACUUCUGUGACUUCAGAACACAUGAACACUCUGCUGGGAAACAUUCUCAAGAUCAUCUACAACAACCUGGGAAUAGAUGAGGGGGCCUGGAUGAAAAGACUGGCUGUUUUUUCUCAGCCAAUCAUCAGCAAGGCCAAACCUGAGCUGCUCAAGACCCAUUUCCUGCCUCUGAUGGAGAAACUCAAGAAAAAAGCAGCAGUUGUGUUGAUGGAUGAGGAACACAGCAAGGCGGAGGGGAGGGGUGAGAUGUCCGAGACAGAGCUUCUCAUCAUGGAUGAAUUCACCAUAUUGGUCAGGGACCUGUACGCCUUCUAUCCUCUCCUCAUCCGAUUUGUAGACUACAACAGGGCCAGAUGGCUGAAAGAGUCCAGUCCAGAAGCUGAGGAGCUGUUCCGCAUGGUAGCUGAGGUUUUCAUCUUCUGGGCCAAGUCUCAUAACUUCAAGAGGGAAGAGCAGAACUUUGUGGUCCAGAAUGAAAUCAACAACAUGUCCUUCCUCAUCACUGAUACCAAGUGUAAGAUGUCAAAGGGAAUAGUUUCAGACCAGGAGAGGAAGAAGAUGAAGAGGAAGGGAGAUCGAUACUCGAUGCAGACGAGUCUGAUCGUUGCUACUCUGAAGCGUCUGCUGCCUGUUGGACUCAACAUCUGUGCCCCUGGAGAACAAGAGCUCAUCGCACUGGCCAAAAACCGCUUCACCCAGAAAGAUACAGAGGAUGAAGUCCGAGAGAUCAUCAGGAACAAUCUCCAUUUACAAGGGAAGCUGGAGGACCCAGCUAUUCGUUGGCAGAUGGCUCUGUAUAGGGACCUCCCUAAUUACUAUGAGGAAACCUCUGACCCAGAGAGGACUGUGGAGAGAGUCCUGGACAUCGCUCAUGUCCUCUUCCACCUAGAUCAGGUGGAGCACCCUCAGCGCAGCAAGAAGGCUGUCUGGCACAAACUUCUGUCCAAACAGAGGAAGAGAGCCGUGGUCGCUUGCUUCAGGAUGGCACCGCUUUAUAACCUGCCCAGGCACCGGGCUGUCAACCUGUUCCUGCAGGGCUAUGAGAAGUCCUGGAUAGAGGCAGAGGAACACUACUUUGAAGAUAAACUCAUAGAGGAUCUUGCUAAACCAGGUGAACAAGAGCCAUCCGAAGAGGAGGAAGGGAUGAAGCACAUUGACCCACUGCAUCAGCUCAUUCAGCUGUUCAGUAGAACAGCUCUCACAGAGAAGUGUAAACUGGACGAGGACAAUCUUUACAUGGCCUAUGCUGACAUCAUGGCUAAGAGUUGCCAUGAUGAAGAAGAUGAAGAUGGAGAGGAAGUAAAGAGUUUUGAGGAGAAGGAGAUGGAGAAGCAGAAGCUGUUGUAUCAGCAGGCUCGGCUUCAUGACCGAGGAGCUGCUGAGAUGGUGCUUCAAACCAUCAGUGCUAGCAAAGGUGAGAUGGGUCCCAUGGUGGCCUCUACUCUGAAGCUGGGCAUAGCUAUUCUGAAUGGAGGAAACUCUACUGUACAGCAGAAAAUGUUGGAUUAUCUGAAAGACAAGAAGGAUGUAGGUUUUUUUCAGAGCCUGGCUGGUCUGAUGCAGUCAUGCAGUGUUCUAGAUCUGAAUGCAUUUGAGAGGCAGAACAAAGCAGAGGGACUGGGAAUGGUGACAGAGGAGGGAUCAGUCAUCACUCAUGAGCGUGGUGAGAAGGUCAUGCAGGAUGAUGAGUUCACCUGUGACCUUUUCCGCUUCCUGCAGCUGCUCUGUGAAGGACACAACUCAGACUUCCAGAACUACUUAAGGACACAAACAGGGAACAAUACGACUGUCAACAUCAUCAUCUCUACUGUUGACUACCUCCUCAGAGUCCAGGAGUCUAUCAGUGAUUUCUACUGGUAUUAUUCUGGGAAAGAUGUUAUUGAUGAACAGGGCCAGAGGAAUUUCUCUAAGGCAAUAAAUGUGGCCAAGCAGGUUUUCAAUACACUGACUGAGUACAUCCAGGGUCCAUGCACUGGCAACCAGCAGAGUUUGGCCCAUAGCCGUCUGUGGGAUGCUGUGGUUGGUUUUCUCCAUGUCUUUGCUCAUAUGCAGAUGAAACUGUCUCAGGACUCCAGUCAGAUCGAGUUACUGAAGGAACUGAUGGAUCUGCAGAAAGACAUGGUGGUCAUGCUGCUGUCGAUGCUGGAGGGUAAUGUGGUGAAUGGGACUAUUGGUAAGCAGAUGGUGGACAUGUUGGUGGAGUCAUCAAACAAUGUAGAGAUGAUCCUCAAGUUCUUUGACAUGUUCCUCAAACUGAAAGACCUGACCUCCUCAGAUGCCUUCAAGGAGUAUGACCCUGACGGAAAAGGUGUCAUCUCCAAGAGGGACUUCCAUAAGGCCAUGGAGAGCCACAAACACUACACACAGUCUGAGACGGACUUCCUGCUCUCCUGUGCAGAGACUGAUGAGAAUGAACUCUUGGACUAUGAAGAAUUUGUAGAGCGCUUUCAUGAGCCAGCCAAGGAUAUUGGCUUCAAUGUUGCGGUUUUGCUGACCAACCUGUCCGAGCACAUGCCUCAUGACACCCGGCUGCAGACCUUCUUGGAGCUGGCAGACAGCGUCCUCAACUACUUCCAACCAUACCUGGGCCGGAUUGAGAUCAUGGGCAGCGCUAAGCGCAUCGAGAGGGUCUAUUUUGAGAUCAGCGAGUCCAGUCGAACACAGUGGGAGAAACCUCAGGUCAAAGAAUCCAAGCGUCAGUUCAUCUUUGAUGUGGUGAAUGAGGGAGGAGAGAAGGAGAAGAUGGAGCUGUUUGUCAAUUUCUGUGAGGACACCAUCUUUGAAAUGCAGCUGGCAGCUCAGAUGUCUGAUGCUGGUGAGCGCUCAGCAGUGAAAGAGGAGAGUGAGCGGGAGAAACCAGAUGAGGAGAAUACUGAGAUGGGCUUCUUCUCUGUUACUACUGUCUGCAUGGCUCUGUUAGCUCUGCGAUACAACGUCAUGCUGCUGAUAAAGGUGCUGUCUAUGAAGAGCUUGAAGAAGCAGAUGAAGAAGAUAAAGAACAUGACAGUGAAGGACAUGGUGACCACCCUGGUGUCCUUAUACUGGUCAGUGUUGCUGGGCCUUCUCCAUGUGGCGUUCAGUGUUGCUCGAGGAUUUUGCAGAAUCUUCUACAACACUUUCAUGGGAGGAAGUCUGGUGGAGGGGGCAAAGACCAUAAAGGUGUCAGAGCUGCUGGCCAACAUGCCUGACCCCACCCAGGAUGAGGUGAGGGGUGAGGGAGAUGACAGAGAGAAGAGGCCGUCCGACCGCAGCUCACCCAAGGAGGACCUGGCUGACCUAGCAGUCAACACCAGUGAGACCGAGCUGCUGUCAGACAUCUUUGGUCUGGACUUAAGAAGGGAGGGGGGCCAGUACAAGAUCACCCCCCAUAACCCCAAUGCCAGCCUGACCGAACUGCUCAACUCCCCAGUUCCCUCCCCAAACCCACCAGCACCAACCACAGCACCCCCACCUGAGCUCAGACGGAGGCAUCAGUCAAAGGGCUCUUCCUCAGAGGAGAAGGAAGCAACUCCACAGACUGAAUGUGAACCUGAAACGUCAGAGGCUGGACAUGUAGAGGAACAAGAGAAACAACAGAAGAUGAAGCCAAAAAUUAGACGGCAUCACACCUCAAAGUGUGACGAACCAGAUCUGCAGGAGUCUGCAUUCUUGAAGAAGAUCAUCGCCUACCAGAGGAAACUGCUGAACUACUUUGCCAGGAACUUCUAUAACAUGAGGAUGUUGGCCCUGUUUGUUGCCUUUGCAAUCAACUUCAUCCUCUUAUUCUAUAAGGUGUCGACAUCCUCAUCUGUGGCUGACGAGCAGGAAGUGAUGUACACCAGCAGCCAACCAGAGAGCAGUGUUCAGUGGGAUCCAUUGGGUGGAGAAACUGUGGAGACAAAUGAGGAUGUUGUGGAUGAGACUGGGGAGCACCUGAAGCCUGUCACAGUGCGUUUUGUCCUGGAGGAGAGCAGUGGAUACAUGGAGCCCAUGCUACGCAUCCUGGCUGUCCUGCACACUGUCAUCUCUUUCUUCUGUAUCAUUGGAUACUACUGUCUCAAGGUGCCACUGGUGAUCUUUAAGCGUGAGAAGGAGGUGGCCAGGAAGCUGGAAUUUGACGGCUUGUAUAUCACAGAACAACCAUCUGAAGAUGACAUUAAAGGACAGUGGGACAGACUGGUCAUUAACACACAAUCUUUCCCCAACAACUACUGGGAUAAGUUUGUGAAGAGGAAGGUGAUGGAUAAAUAUGGGGAGUUUUAUGGCCAUGACCGAAUCAGUGAGCUGCUAGGAAUGGACAAAGCUGCACUGGACUUCAGCGAUGCUCACAAAAAGAGAAAACCCAGGAGAGACAGUUCACUGGCUGCUGUGCUGAACUCCAUUGAUGUCAAGUACCAGAUCUGGAAGCUGGGGGUUGUAUUUACAGACAAUUCCUUCCUGUAUCUGGCCUGGUAUAUGACCAUGUCCAUCCUGGGUCACUAUAACAACUUCUUCUUUGCUGCCCAUCUCCUCGACAUCGCCAUGGGUUUUAAGACACUGCGUACCAUCCUGUCCUCAGUCACACACAAUGGCAAACAGCUGGUGUUAACAGUUGGCCUGUUAGCAGUGGUGGUGUACCUUUACACAGUAGUGGCCUUCAACUUCUUCAGGAAGUUCUACAACAAGAGUGAAGAUGGAGAACUGCCAGACAUGAAGUGUGAUGACAUGCUGACAUGCUACAUGUUUCACAUGUAUGUGGGUGUGAGAGCAGGUGGAGGGAUUGGAGACCAGAUUGAAGACCCAGCAGGUGACGAGUAUGAGAUCUAUCGCAUCAUCUUUGACAUCACCUUCUUCUUCUUUGUCAUUGUAAUCCUCCUGGCUAUCAUCCAGGGGUUGAUCAUUGAUGCAUUUGGAGAGCUGAGGGACCAGCAGGAACAAGUGAAAGAAGAUAUGGAGACCAAAUGUUUUAUCUGUGGAAUAGGAAAUGACUACUUUGACACAGUGCCACAUGGCUUUGAAACGCACACACUACAGGAGCACAACUUAGCCAACUACCUAUUCUUUGUGAUGUAUCUCAUCAACAAAGAUGAAACAGAGCACACAGGCCAGGAAUCAUAUGUAUGGAAGAUGUACCAGGAGCGUUGCUGGGAGUUUUUCCCUGCUGGUGACUGUUUCCGGAAACAGUAUGAGGAUCAGCUCAACUGAUCUGUUCAUGGAGCAACAGACUCUUCCCUCUGCUUACCCUUCAAACCUUUCAUACCGCUCUCUGUGGUCUCCACCAAACGACAGGUUCCACACUCUGCUCCACUUCCCAGUAGAGGACGAACUCCAUCUCUAGCCUCCUUUACAGGCUCCACCCAACGCCUUCCUCCCAGCCGUUCCUCAUCCAGACUCUGCCCCCACUUCCAGCACACUUUGUUUGGAAUGCUUCUAAGACUUUGUACAGAGAAAUUAUAAAAGUAUAUGUUGUACAUUAGGUUUUUGGUUUUAGGCUCAGAUGAUGACUUCUUUGCUUUAUCUUAUUCAGUCACAGUCACAGUAACAAGCAAAAAAUACAAGGGAAAAAGGAAGGACUCACAGAUGGAUAGAGGAGGAUAGAGCGGAUGAAAGAUAAGAAUACCUCCUGAAGGACAGUAAUGGAUACACAGAGAGCAAAAAUUUAACUGACGAUGACUUUUCAUGUGUACAGUGCACGUUGCAUGUAGGUGGGGGUGGACACAAAACAUCUCUACAACCUGCUGUGAUUCAACACAACAGCUCUGCAAUAAGUCUGACCUUUUAGAAGCUUCCAUGGUCAGAGAUUAAGACAAAUCCUCAUUGUCAAAACUACAUCCUCCAGAACUACCACAGAGUUGAAUCAACACCUGUAACACAGUGUCAACAAAAUCUGGACAAUCUGAUCUUCACAAACUGGGCUAUUGCACUGGACUGAAUUUAAGUAUAGAUUACAGAUGUUAACACUGAGUCCACACCCUGUACAUGCCAACACUGUGUGUGAAGGGCUCCUUAAGUGUUCAUAUUUGCUAGAAACAUGAUCAGCAAGUCCAUUUAAUUCCAGUCGACCUGGAAACUCAGCCAAAGUAUGGACACCUACAAGUCACAAUCCUCCAUCAGCUAUCUGCAUUUUUUGCUUUAAAAAUUAGAGAAAUAAAUACAUUUUCCCCAAACUAUGCUUGUAAAAUGGUUGAAUCCAUUAUUGAUGUCUGUGGAAACUCCAGUCCAACACUCUUCCCUAGAUUAAUAUAUGUGGACAAGUAAAAAUUUUGGUCACCAUCCAAACAAACCUCUUUAGCCCUGCUACUGGUUUUAACAGUCAACUAUUUUUUUCUGUCCAUCUCUCCAGCACUGUGGUGUGUAAGAGACAUCACAGUCUCUGGAUGCCACUGGUGGGACUUAAGACUUUUUAAAUGCUUCUAAACUAGGGCUUGCUCAAUACAUUUGUCAAAUGAUGUAGUUUUAUGAAAAGCAAUAAGAAAAGCAGCAAAAAAGGUAUUUAUCUGUUUAAAGCUGCAUUCAAAGUUUGUGCAUGCCUGUUAGCCAAGAUAAAGGAGUGGAGUGGAGAAACUCUCAGUCAUGUUUCUUGCAGUGGGAAUGUAGAGUAAGGGCAGGCUGAAGAUAGAUGAUAAAUGAAUGGAUGAAAGAAGGGGGAGGGGAGACUGAAGGAUUCAGUGCCUUACUAAGCCAGGAACGAGCUAUGCAUGCUGGAGGAGGAGAGAAGACUGUUGGAUCGCUUCACAUAAAUACAAUGUAAAGAACUAAGGCUAACGUGGAGCUGGGUGAUGGGGUCUUUAUGACAGAAGACAAAUAUGGGAGCACCAGAGGAAAGAAAAGGAAGAGGGAAAGAGAGAGAAAUGUCUUCGGUACAUUUGAGACAUUAAAUAACUGGCAUGCCUCAGAUUCUUAAGCAGCUUUGGUGCAGACCUGAGUAGAAAUAUCCUCAUUUGAAAUUUCUUUUGCACUUGCUUCAUAGCUCUGUGAAUUACAAAUGAAGAGGCACAGUUUUGCAACAAUUGUACCACUGAUUCAGUUGACCGUUUUAUUAUACAGCCCUGUCAGAUGACCUUUACGUUGCCUUGUAGAGUUCACCAGUGCUGGUGUUAUGAUAAGAGACAGGCCUACAGUAGUUUACCACUUGUCAAAUGCAGGUGGUAUCCUCCUUUUAACAAAAGCACUGAAUUCUUUGGCGGGGCUCUAUAUAUAUUCAAUCUAGUCAAUUAGGUCCACAAAGCCAAAUCUUUGGUUUGGACCAAAAUAUUCAAUUGUGAUUUGAUCCAACAACAAAAUCAAAAGUCAACUUGAAAAAAUGCAAAAAAAAAAAAAAAAAGCCUGAGAGGAUGAACUGACAACAUGCUGACAUCAUAUGCACACCAUCUAUAAACCAAUCAAUAAAGUAUAGGCAGAGGCAGUACAUGUUAGUGAUGACAGCAGGACAUAGAUAUGUCAAGCAGAGUUUUGUGCACCUAGAUCAGAUAUAUAGAAUGCAACAAAAACAUGAACCUUGUUUCUGACCUUGGUCUGGACUUCCAGGAAUGAAAACACCCAACGUCAGUCUGAUCCAGCGGUCCUGUAAUAAAUCUUCCUUCAUGAAGGUUCUAACCCACAGUUUGUCCUGAAACUGUUUCAGAGAGGUGUUGAUUCAAUUGUCUGAUCAUUUUGGAGGAUGGAGUUUGUGCUGCUGUUGAACUGUAAUGUGUUGUACUGAGGUAUUUUUAGUAUUUAAUCUACCCUCAGUAAUAUGAAUGGGGUGGAGAAACAGAAAUAUCUCUUGGAAUAAACAGACCAUCAGUAGCCUAUGGCAGGAUUUAUUGCAGAGCUGAUGGAUCAGACUGUAUUAGUUUUAACUAGUUGGACUAGUAAACUGACGCCUGAGUGUGUGUUGCAAAGCUUGUUAGCCGUAGAACAAGUUUCAUGUAUGUGAUGGCUGUUUCAACAGCAUAAAUGGUCUUCAUGACACAUACCAGUACUCAUCAUUUAUAAUGCCAGUGUGCCACCAAUUUUAAAGAUGAAGUCAUCUUGUUAUGUUAGCUUUGUUUAAGUACACACUGCUGCAGACACACAUACUGUAUACAUUUUGUUUCAUGCUAUAUAGGAGAUAUUAUAAUACAAUAUAGGAGCGUCAAGAUACAGAAAUCUAAUAACCAUUUCAAUACAUUUGAUUGUAUGCUCACUUGUUUCUAUUUUAUGUUUUAAUUGUUACACCCUCACUGUAAAGCAGGAAAUUAACUGGCAGUUAAAGUGGAAGAAAAGUGCAAAUCUUUCAUAGAAAAGAUUGGGAAAAGUGUACAAAAAAAGCAAAGUCAAGGCCAAAUGAAUGAUAAUAUCAGAAAUUAGAUCAUUUUAAAUAAAUUUAUUUAAUGCAUAGUUAUUAUUGGAGUAUGGUUCUUUAAAAAAAGUUUUUGUUUAUUCAUUAACUUUUACUAAUUAAUCCCUCAGUCACAGGACCUUUGUGUUGAUUGAAUGAAUACUCAGAGCUGGUGAAUGAUGUUCCACAAACAUGUCUGAGAAAUUUCAAAUAAGGAUUGAUUUUUUCAUUUCUUUUCUUUUGAUGACCUUAUGCAACUCAGCAAACAGUUACUCUCUUGUAUGAAUAAACUAUCUCAGAAAAAAAAUGCCAUUGCAUGUUUAUUAUGCAGGUUUAAUGAACAAGUAUAACAUUGACACUAAAUCUGUGUCACCCAUAAAUUGUUAAAUAGGGUUAUUUAAGAUGAAUUAAGAUUUCUGUGAUAUUGUAUUUAAGUGUUGUGGGCUUCAUUGUAACUCUUCAACUCAUUUGCCACAAUCGCAUCCCUUUGAAAAAAGAAAGUGGCUCCUGCUUUUCUCUUACUUAACCAUCUCUGUUUUAAUAUGCUAUGAGUAACGGGUUUGUUUAAGUCUCAUUUGGUUUUAAGCUCAAGCAAUAGCCCUUCAGGGAGAGUAUGGGAGAUGACUGACCAUUGUAAAUUGCAAACAAAGGCAAAACAACAAGCUUGCUUAACUUCUUCUCAGAUUUAAAUAAAGUUGUGUAUUUAUUCUUUUAUUAGCUAUUUCUUUAUUUGAUUUACUUAACAAAUAACUGUAAGGAAAUAAAACGGAGGUUGUUCUGUUAAGUUAGUUCACCACUUAACGUUAAAGGUGCAGUAAUAUUUAAUUGGCUCAUUGCACAAAACCACCUUCACAUUCAUGUAGGUUUGGCUGAACAUUUCCUGCCACUCUGUGUUUCAGCUCUGAGCUUUCUACUUGAAGCUUUCAAACAGGCAGAGGUGCUCCUGUUACGUAAGUCUGAGAAACUUCCCCAGGCUCAGCAUACACUCUGCACUUGGUUUGGUUUCUCCAAAACACCAGUAAUCAUUAGUGAAGCAUGUAAAAAGUGAAUUGAGCUUCAGAAUCUGAAAUAUUUAAAUAGUGAUAAAUUAGGAUCAUAUUUCUCAGACUAGUAACCUGCGAUAUGAAGACCCAAAAUGUUUGAUUUUAAAGUCAGUAGUACAUUGUGAAAUAAGUGUUCAUAUGAAUAAAUACAGACAAAAUGAAAAUAUGAAUAAGAAUGAAUUAAUCUGUACAUUUUAAAAACUGUUAUUUCACCCAGGGGCAGAGGCACCUUUGUGAUUGGCUGUGUGCUCAUUCAGACAAUACAAACAGCCAGUCACAUAACUGACUCUGUGUGUCUUGAUUUCAUGUUUAUAUUUUUUUUUCUGCACCUAUUUAUAUCAUGGAUUUCAUAAUGUCUUCUUUAUUAAACAGUGAACAUGCUGGGUCUCUGUAAUAAGUAACCUACAGUGUGAUGCAGUUAGCCAUAUAAACCAGCUACCUGACAUUUGUUUUUGCUGUGUAACAAAUGUCAGCUUUCUACAGCUAAUAACACACAUCUGCUAAUAAAAACUCCCACUGUGAAAAACACGGGUGACAUUUGAAUGCGAGGUGUUGUAAGUGAACCUGUGAGUUUUCUCACCUAAGUCAGUUUGUAUAUAACAUUAUGUCUGAAGUACUGUAAAGCAGGUCCAUUUUAUAAUUUCCUCAGACAUGGGGCUUAGCAGAAGCCAUCUUUACUGAUUGCACCUUUAAUGUUGGGUGAGGAUACAUAUGGGUUUUACAUUGAGCACUGAUGACUUUACUGGUUACAGUUGCAACCAACUAGUGUUGGUGGUAUGUAUAUAGCAUUGCACUCAUUAUACAAUGCUGAUGUCAUGCCUAUGUUUUGUUCUGUUUUUUAACUGCAAUACCACACCUGACUGAUUAAUGCCAUUACUAAGUGGUAUUUUGCUCAUGUAAAAAUAAAUACAUAUUUUCCAUAUUUACCACAGAGGGGGCAUGUUUAGAUUGCCACACAGUGGGGCAUCAUGUAGAGUAGACAAAUGCUACUUCUGUGACAUAAAUGUGUAAAGAGGAACUGAGACUAUGAGUAAUGAAUGGAUUAUGCAUGAUUUUGAAAAUAAAACUUUAUUAACUUGUGAA
Lates calcarifer (barramundi perch) is the source of this 20377-nucleotide messenger RNA. It is a transcript of the gene ryr2a, whose product is annotated as ryanodine receptor 2a (cardiac). The record is from RefSeq and is a predicted model, not a curated record. The transcript has 116 exons. Lineage: Eukaryota; Metazoa; Chordata; Actinopteri; Centropomidae. Gene Ontology annotation, molecular function: ryanodine-sensitive calcium-release channel activity; calcium ion binding; protein binding. Bases 248 to 15154 code for a protein of 4968 amino acids. Gene Ontology annotation, biological process: calcium ion transmembrane transport; intracellular calcium ion homeostasis. Gene Ontology annotation, cellular component: sarcolemma; Z disc; calcium channel complex.